GUUUAUGAACAGGGGUUGAGCCGGACGUUGAAUAAUUUAAAUCGGCGCGCUUACAUAAACUGAGCUCAAAGAGACACCACUUUGUCAAGCCUUUCUAUGGCCGCUCCCCAGCUUCAAUCUAAAGGUUGCUUCGUCGCAAAAUUUGGCGGACAUUGUGCAAAGUUUUGGAUAAAGAAACCUUUAUUGAUUUUGCUUUAUGCCCACUCGUUCAUCAACUGUACAGUUCUUUCCCUUUCUUCCCGUGCACGUACUAAGUAGUCUGCACGACUGGUUCGAAGGAUGGCAUGAUCUCACUUAGGGAUACUACCUUACCACUAGGUAGGCCAGCAAUUACACUGGCCCAGGACUCGGUCCCAAGCACGCAGCUAACGUUUCCUAGUAGUUCGCAAGCGCAGUCAGUUCUUUCGCCUCUUUUGAGUACCACGUCUACAUCAUGCUUAGAUACUCUCCCGCCCGGUGUUGGAUCCAGAGAAGUUAGAACUAUCCCGAAACCGCUGCCUAAGCGCCGACUCAAGGAAUCUUCACUAUCUGAGCACAUCAAAAAUCGCGACCUGCAAUGGUUCAAGGCACAUCAACAGCCAGCAGCUGCUCGUGAUACAAAUAUUGCAAGUCCUGUGGUGGAUCCAGCCGCUCAAGCUGGUAUGCUUGUGGUGUUGAAUGGUGUAGCAGAAGCCCCUGCUACAGAUAAGUUAAGGCCGUCUUGCAUGCCAGAGAAAACACCUCCAAGGUCGUUACCCAGUGGACUGAUGACAGCGAUCGAGCCUACAGUUGUGAAAACCACACAUCGAUCGAGUACUUUCGCCCAGGUUCCAGAGCCUGUAGACGUCAAGCAGCCAAACGAAGAAAAAAUCAUAUCCACUGCAACUGGUGUUGCUACGAGCUACCCUCAACCGCAAAUUAUGCCUCGGGAUUCAGAAAUACAUCCCUCAGGUCCUACGAAAAACACGGAUUCCCCAGCUCCAACGGAGCCACCUGCGACACCCUCGGACCAAGUAGGAGUCAGAGAUUUCUCAUUGUCUCCAGUCGCCAUUCCGCAGGUCAAACUUCGGAGAUUUGGAGGGGAUAUGGCUGUGAUGAUGUAUCGGCGGGGAUCAGCUCGUGGGACCUUUGAGGUCACUUUCAACCUCAAUGAUAUACGUUAUCUCCAAGUUGCUCGGUGGGUGAAGCGCAAGGAGUUAUCACUAAC
Messenger RNA from Suillus clintonianus, 1186 nucleotides. RefSeq lists its product as uncharacterized. The annotation marks the transcript as partial. The transcript has 2 exons. The record is from RefSeq and is a predicted model, not a curated record. NCBI's taxonomy places the organism in Eukaryota, Fungi, Basidiomycota, Agaricomycetes, Boletales, Suillaceae.